GCCGAGGAGACCCCGCGCAAUGCUGCCAACGCCCCCGCGGAGAAGCUGAGGUCAUCACUGAAUUUUGAAGUAUUUUAAGUGGAUACAAAACUGUUUCAGCAAUGCAGACAAUUAAGUGUGUUGUUGUGGGUGAUGGUGCUGUUGGUAAAACAUGUCUCCUGAUAUCCUACACAACAAACAAAUUUCCAUCUGAGUAUGUACCGACUGUUUUUGACAACUAUGCAGUCACAGUUAUGAUUGGUGGAGAGCCAUAUACUCUUGGACUUUUUGAUACUGCAGGGCAAGAGGAUUAUGACAGAUUACGACCGCUGAGUUAUCCACAAACAGAUGUAUUUCUAGUCUGUUUUUCAGUCGUCUCUCCAUCCUCAUUUGAAAAUGUGAAGGAAAAGUGGGUUCCUGAGAUAACUCACCAUUGUCCAAAGACUCCUUUCUUGCUUGUUGGGACCCAAAUUGAUCUCCGAGAUGACCCCUCUACGAUUGAGAAACUUGCCAAGAACAAACAGAAGCCUAUCACUCCAGAGACUGCUGAAAAGCUGGCCCGUGACCUGAAGGCGGUCAAGUAUGUGGAGUGUUCUGCACUCACACAGAAAGGCCUAAAGAAUGUAUUUGACGAAGCAAUAUUGGCUGCCCUGGAGCCUCCCGAACCGAAGAAGAGCCGCAGGUGUGUGCUGCUAUGAACGUGUCUCCAGAGCCCUUUCCGCACAGCUGGUGUCAGCAUCAUACUAAAAGCAAUGUUAAAUCAAACUAAAGAUUAAAGAUUAAAAUUCGUUUUUGCAAUAAUGACAAAUGCCCUCCACCAACCCACAUGCACUCGUGUGAGACAAGGCCCGUAGGUAUGGUCCCCUUCCCCCUCUCAGUACUAGUUAAUUUGAGUAAUUGUGUAUUGUCAGAAAAGUGAUUAGUACUAGUUUUUGUUUUGUUGUUUCAAAAAAAUUUUUUUUUUUUUUUGUUUAAAAGCAAGGCAUGCUUGUGAUGACUCUGUAACAGACUAAUUUGGGUUGUUGAAGCUGCUCCCGGGCUCCAUCCACUCUGGAGAAUGAUCUGGGACAUUUAGGGUUUUUUGUUUUUGUUUUUGUUUUUGCGGGGGUGGGGUGGGGUGCGAGGAGUGUGUGUGGGGUUUGUUUUUAUUUAGUUAUGUUUUUUAAAUUCAUUAACCAUUGGAUAGCCCUUAAGGGGAGGAGGACUGAUUGAUUCCACAUUCCACUUCCUAGAUCUAGUUUAGAAAACUUGUUCCCCACCUGGUGCUCUUAGGAAGGAGUAUAGUAAAUGCCUCAUUUAAUAACAUACUCCUUUUUGAAAGUUGCCUUUUCUCUCCACCCUUGAGUAGGUCCAGUAUUUGAUGAAACUCAUGAAAGUGGGUGGAACCUGUCUUGCCCCUCCUCUUUUCUAGGAUGCACUAUAUAUGUGACUGUGACUUUCAAGGAAAUUUGUUUGCCAUGUGCUGAUUUUUUUUUUUUUGAAGUUAAUUUCUAACUUCUUUCACUGAUAAAUGAAGAAAAGUAUUGCACCUUUUGAAAUACACCAAAUGGAUUGAGUACGUAAUUAAAAAACUUUUUUUCCCCC
Molecule: messenger RNA, 1563 nt
Organism: Mustela lutreola (European mink)
Lineage: Eukaryota; Metazoa; Chordata; Mammalia; Carnivora; Mustelidae
Product: cell division control protein 42 homolog
Exons: 1
Coding region: 102-677 (191 amino acids)
Biological process (GO): modification of synaptic structure; small GTPase-mediated signal transduction
Cellular component (GO): dendritic spine
Molecular function (GO): GTPase activity; GTP binding
Source: RefSeq, a predicted model, not a curated record